Messenger RNA from Archocentrus centrarchus (flier cichlid), 2812 nucleotides. It is a transcript of the gene grb7, whose product is annotated as growth factor receptor bound protein 7. Lineage: Eukaryota; Metazoa; Chordata; Actinopteri; Cichliformes; Cichlidae. Gene Ontology annotation, biological process: signal transduction. The record is from RefSeq and is a predicted model, not a curated record. The coding region runs from base 95 to 1666 and encodes 523 amino acids. The transcript is spliced from 15 exons.
CAGGCCGUGGGUUAGAAAGCUCAGCAUCAGAGUAGGAUAUGAACAGUAUGGCUGACAGCUGAAACCCGCCAGCUGAACAGAGUUUACAGGUAACAUGAUGGAGGUGACAGGUCCCUGGGCAGAAGUUUUUGAGGGCUCAGAGACGAAGGAGGAGUCAGCUGAGACGCUGUUGGGCAGCUCCACUCUGACUCUGGCUCCUCUGGUAGCUGACUCGCCAUCCGUUCGCCGCUCCCAGCCCAUCCCGAUUACCUCAAACAGGGCGAAGGGCGUGGAGUCGUUCUCGUCCUCCGUCCCAUCCAUACCAAACCCGUUCCCGGAGCUGUCCAAGUCUCCAGUGUUCAUUAGCUCAUUUCCACCACAGUCCUGUGACAAACAUAUGAUUAAGGUGUAUGGAGAGGACAGCCAUAGUAGGUCUGUGUGGAUUUCUCCAGGAGAGACAGCCAGGGAGGUGUGCCACAUGCUGGUGCACAAGGCUCACUGCAGCGACCAGGAAAACUGGGCCCUCCUCGAAGUCCAUCCCACCCUCGGUUUGGAGAGGUGUCUGGAAGACCACGAGGUUGUAUUGGAGGUUCAGGCGACCUGGGCUCUGAAGGGUGACACAAGAUUCAUGUUCUGGAAGAAUUACGCCAAGUACGAGUUCUUCAGGAAGCCAGUGCUCUUCUUCCCAGAGUCCAUGAUCUCUGACAGUGCUGAUGUCAGCAAGGGUAUGACAUCAUCAGAGCUCAUUAAGGACCUGCUGAAGUCGGGGACCUGUCCAGAGAUCCAGGGUUUCCUGCAUGUGAGAGAACCAGGACGAAAGGCCUGGAAGAAGGUCUUCUUCUUCCUCCGCCGCUCGGGACUCUACAGCUCCGCCAAGGGCUCGUCCAAGGAGCCUCGUCACCUGCAGUAUGUGGCUGAUCUGGAUGAGCUGAACGUCUACACUGUGGUGAACAGCCGCAAACUGUAUGGAGCGCCUACAGAUUUCACCUUCUGUAUCAAGCCUUCCAACAAUCCCAUCCGUGUUCAGGAUCUGAGGUUCCUGUGUGCUGAAAAUGAACAGACACGGACUUGUUGGACAUCCGCCUUCAGAUUGUUCAAGCAUGGGAAGCAGCUCCAGUGUAACUACCAGAUGUCCAAAUCAGCUCCGCAAAAACAGGAAGGAACCAACCUCACAGAUGGCAAAUCGAAGUCUGAGGCCAGCCUGGUGGCCAUGGACUUCUCUGGGAAGGCUGGAGGGAGGGUCAUCCAGAACCCGAUGGAGGCCCAGAGUGCAGAGCGGGAGGAGGGGCUAGCCUGGAGGAGGCGAGAGGCCCUGAGGUGCAGCCUGCCUAACCUGAACACUGCUGUGAGACCUUCUUCCAUCCACAAGACCCAGCUGUGGUUUCACGGUCGUGUUUCCAGGAAAGAAGCAGAGAGACUGAUAGAGAAGCAGGGGCUGGUAGAUGGGAUGUUCCUGAUUCGUGAGAGCCAGCAGCACGCUCGCUGCUUCGUCCUGUCGCUGUGCUACGAGCUGAAGACGAAACAUUAUCUGGUGAUCCUGUUUGAGGACGGUGGCAGGACGUACUUCACCAUGGACGACGGCGACACGCUCUUCAUUGACCUCCUGCAGCUGGUGGAGUUUCACCAAAUCAACAAGGGCAUCCUGCCAGUGUGCCUCAAACAUCCCUGCGUCUGUGUAGCUCUAUAAACCCGCGGCUCCGUCACCUCACCUCUGCCCUGCUGCACCACCCGAACUCACUCAAUCAGGGUCUGAAAGAAAAUCUUUAACUGCAGUGGGAUUGAUUUAUCAGGGCUGUGAGACGAGGACUCGUGGGACUCCAAACACGAAGCAUAUUGUCUGCUCCUCCUCCUUUCAGUUUUUUUUUAAUUAUUCUCCACAACAUGCAGCUCCAGAUUGUGGCUGCUUUUAAUUUUAAUUAACGACCAGCAGCCCCAUCAGAGACAGCUUAAUUAGCCAUGUUGGAUAGAAGUUUGUUGAUAAUGUGCACUUUGAUUUGGAUCCAUGCAACGGCUGCCAUGAGCAGUCAAAGACCUUCAUUGUGAUGAGAAGCAGCAGCAGGAGGAGGUGGUGUCUGAUUGUGGCCUGCACAGUGAAAGUGUAGCCACCAGAGGGCGAUCUGAUUCAAAGCUCAAAGGAGGAAUUCAUGAGAUUUCUCUGCUCAAUAUGGGAAGAGAACAAGUGUGAAUUGGUGGGAGAAUAUUUAAUCAUAAAUAUGCACCUGGUUGCAUUCAUGUAGCAUGUAAAUUUUCAAUCUCCUGACUGCUGUUUUUUGGAUUUGUGCCUCAUAUUUUAACUUGGAACCAGCUUUAAUUCAUAUAACAGUAAAAGCUAUCUCACUGCUGUAUUUGCACAAUAGUGGUGAAGGGGACUCUUGUUUUAGUUUUAUGGGAGUGCAUCUAGAGGGGAAAAGCUAACUCCAGAAGGAAAACCUUAAAAUGUGGUUAAAGCUGUACGUCAACCCGAAACAAAGACGUCUCACGCUGUAAUUCUGAAAAAUGGACGAACGUUUCCCUCUAUUUGGAAAAAGUGCAGUUUUAUACCAAAAAAGCGUAGCUAGUGCUGUGGCUCCUAAAGGCAUAAUAAAAAUGUAUUAAUGCCAAAUUACAAAAUCAUUUCUCAGAUAACAUCUGGGAAAUUAUUGGGAAGCUAUGCAGCGGUUUACAGAGGGGGUGUGUGUAUGUGUGUGCGUGCUGGGUAUGGGGAUUAGACUGUGUGUGACUGCACUUCCUGUUUGUAUUUUAUCAUGAAGGUUUGUUGCUGAAAUGUUUGCAUGUACAUACAUAUGGGCAUUAUUCAUUCAAUGACAUUUACUGUUUUCACACAUUUUAUUGA